Oryza brachyantha (malo sina) is the source of this 1055-nucleotide messenger RNA. RefSeq names its product nicotinamidase 1. Gene Ontology annotation, biological process: pyridine nucleotide salvage. Bases 90 to 851 code for a protein of 253 amino acids. Gene Ontology annotation, molecular function: nicotinamidase activity. Lineage: Eukaryota; Viridiplantae; Streptophyta; Magnoliopsida; Poales; Poaceae. The record is from RefSeq and is a predicted model, not a curated record. The transcript has 5 exons.
CGGCUUCCCGUGCCAUAGCCCAUAGCUACAGCUCGUCGAGGUCAACCAACCACCCCCGGAAAACCAACCGCGCGCACGCGCCGCGCAGAAUGGGUUCCGACGGCGGGGGCGGCGCCGCCGCGUUGGAGGUGCUCCGGGCGGCGGUGCCCCUGCAGGCGGACGCCGACCUCGUCCUGGCUCCAGGCGGCGGCGGCGGGCGUGGGCAGGUGGGGCUCGUCCUCGUCGACGUCUCCAACGGGUUCUGCACCGUCGGCGCCGGGAACCUCGCCCCUGUUACGCCAAAUAAACAGAUAGAAACGAUGGUGGAGGAGGCUGCUAGGCUUGCCAAGGUGUUCUGCGAGAGGAACUGGCCGGUCUUUGCGUUUCUUGACACCCACUACCCUGAUAAGCCUGAGCCGCCUUUCCCACCACAUUGUAUAAUUGGUACUGGCGAGGAAAAUUUCGUCCCAGCUCUGGAGUGGUUGGAAAAGGAUCCAAACGUAACGAUCAGGAGGAAGGAUUGUAUUGACGGUUAUCUUGCCGCAUUCGAGAAAGAUGGUUCGAAUGUUUUUUCCGAUUGGGUUGCAAAAUUUCAGAUCAAAACCGUUUUGGUUUUAGGAAUAUGUACAGACUAUUGUGUUUUGGAUUUUGCAAGUUCAGCUUUGGCUGCCAGAAACAUUGGCCGAGUGCCUCCACUGGAAGAUGUUGUUAUUUAUUCAGGGGGCUGUGCUACAUAUAACCUCCCUGUUGAAGUAGCCAGGAGUAUGCAAGGAACUUUGGCUCAUCCACAGGAUCUAAUGCACCACAUGGGACUUUACAUGGCAAAGAGCAGGGGUGCGAAGAUCGUUGACAGAAUUAUUCUUGAAGAUUAGGGAUGUAAAACUAGUAUAAGACUGUAAUGGCGACCUGGAUCAAUUAUCUAGUUUGAUUUUUAUUGCUUGAAUGAUGAUCCUAGUUUUUUCUUUAUUUCUUAAAUUCAUCUCUUCGAUGCAAAUCAGAUAUGUAUCUGCUGGUUGGACCGAGUACUGAUAAUACGCUACGAGUGCUUUGUGCACGGUUGUUACUUGUGUAAUUAA